This is a messenger RNA of Geosmithia morbida, 1395 nucleotides long. Its product is annotated as salicylate hydroxylase. Gene Ontology annotation, molecular function: FAD binding; monooxygenase activity. Lineage: Eukaryota; Fungi; Ascomycota; Sordariomycetes; Hypocreales; Bionectriaceae. The transcript has 4 exons. The annotation marks the transcript as partial. The record is from RefSeq and is a predicted model, not a curated record.
GAGAUGGCACCUCUAGAGCUCACGGGCUGGCGUAAGCUCAAUGUCGGCGUCGUUGGUGGUGGUAUCGGUGGCAUGUCCAUUGCCAUUUCCAUGCGUCGCGCGGGACACGACGUGACCAUCUACGAACGGUCCGACUAUGCAGGUGAAGUCGGAGCUUCAGUAUCCUGCGCAGCGAACGGGACGCGCUGGCUACACGAGUGGAGGGUCGAUGUGGAAAAGGGAGAUCCCGUGGUUCUGCGCAAGCUGAUCAAUCGCGACUGGUACACCGGCGAGCCGGUCAGUGUAUACAACCUUGACGAUUACGAGAAGAAGUGGGGAUACGUAUACAACAUGUUCCACAGACAAUACAUGCAUGCCAUGCUCAAGGACUCGGCUUUAGGUGGGGAGGGAAAGGGCGCUCCGGCUAAGGUGCUUGUCAACCACAAGGACGGACGCCAGUGCUCGGGUAUUGACCUUAAAACAAGCACCAUUCACUUCAGUAAUGGGACGGCAGUCCAGCAUGAUGUCAUUAUCGGUGCGGACGGUAUCGGCUCCGUUGUCCGGGGUGAGAUCGGAAUCCACCCCGCCAAGAGGCCAUCGGAUCAGAGUUGUCUGCACUGCAACGUCACGACCGAGGACGCCGUCCGUCUAGGUCUGGUCAACUACUCGGAGGACGUUGCACUUGAAUACUGGGGAGGUCAAGAAGGCAAAUGGGACAAGAUUGUACUGUCGCCUUGCAACGGCGGCAAGCUCCUGUCGUACUACUGCUUCUUCCCGCGCGAGCAGGCCGACUACUCGUCCCAGUCAUGGGGCGCCGAGGGUCGGCCCCUCGAGGAGCUACUACGACCUUACCCCAAGCUUGACCGCCAGGUGUUUAAGCACCUGUCCAUCGGUAGGGAGAUUCAGCCUUGGCGCUUGUGGGUGCACGACCCGUACCCUUACAUGCACAAGGGGAAGACGUGCCUCCUCGGCGACGCCGGUCACCCCAUGAUGCCUCACCAGAGUCAGGGUGCUUGCAUGGCAAUAGAGGAUGCUGCUGCGCUGGGGAUCCUCUUCUCAGAGGGAUAUUUUGACGGUGACGUCGCUGGAGCUCUGGAAAUAUAUACCCAGACUCGCUUGCCUAGGGUUACAAAGGUUCAGGCUGCCGCUGCCAGGGCUGCGUACAAUAUCAACGAGCGUAUGGGCUUUUCCGAAAACAAAGACACCCCUACAUACAAUGUCGAGGAUAAGGGCAAGGUCCUGACGAUCGAGGAGAUGAACGCAUACGAUCUUUACAAGGAUAUAGAGCAGAGACUGUGUACAAAGAAUGGUGUCCCCUACAGGGACAAGUAUAUGACCGGUCUACCGAUCGGUCUAAAGCUGCCCAAUGGCAUCAUCAUAGGUGCCGAGCCCGAGGUUGAAAGCGCACAUCUUUAG